Molecule: messenger RNA, 14697 nt
Organism: Etheostoma cragini (Arkansas darter)
Lineage: Eukaryota; Metazoa; Chordata; Actinopteri; Perciformes; Percidae
Gene: abca12
Product: ATP-binding cassette, sub-family A (ABC1), member 12
Exons: 72
Coding region: 276-13763 (4495 amino acids)
Biological process (GO): lipid transport; transmembrane transport
Cellular component (GO): intracellular membrane-bounded organelle; membrane
Molecular function (GO): ATP hydrolysis activity; ABC-type transporter activity; ATP binding
Source: RefSeq, a predicted model, not a curated record
GGCGCCCUCCCUCACAGGCACCAUAUCUGACACAGGUGCGGCUGCUCGCAUACGCACUCAACAAGGAACGCAGAGGUGAAGCCUGCUGUUGCAUUCAUCGAUAUCCAGUUUCUGCGACGUCUUUCUGUUCCUGAUUUACUCCUAUCCCCGACUAAUGGAAAGGGCAUCGUGCUAGGGCCCACCGACACCAUGUCCUUCGUAAUCCUGAGAGCUACAGUCAGAUAACAAAUCAAUAUCAAAUUUAAUAGGACAGACGCAACCAGUCUCCUCUACCAAUGGCCUUCUUCCGGCAGCUGAAACUUCUUCUCUGGAAGAACGGACUGGCCGUUAUCAGACAGCCACUAUGGUCCCUGACUCUGAUCACCUGGCCUCUCAUCAUCUUCAUCAUCAUUGCUGUGACCCGGAACCAGUUCCCUCCAGUAAUAAAAGAAACAUGUUAUGCAGGACCCCGGAACCUACCCAGCGCAGGCUUCUUCCCUUUCCUGCAGACCCUCAUGUGCAACACAGACAGUACCUGUUACAACAAAUCACGCCUGGUGGACCCAGCUGCAACCAAGUCACGUCUAAGAUCUGCAAGGGAUACAAGGUCAAACCAAGUUCCAAAGAGUUCCCUGCUGGAAGACCUGUUUCAGGGGGCAGGGUUUUUCAACUUCCCUCUCCCCAACGACUCCAGGAAUGAUCCUGCAGCACUGGUUGAGGCCUUUAACAACAUUUUUGGUCCAUCUUUCCAGGGAAGCUCUAAUGUAUCUCUCAUGAACGCCUUGAAUACCAGUCUUCUGGGAGAUCAGGAGACCAUAAACAAAAUGCUGGAGUCAGUGAACCUGUUGAAGAGAGCCAUCUGCACCAUGACACUGCCCAUGAUGAACACAACCUCACCCAACCCCCUCUGCUAUGCUGUGGUCACUUUCUGCAGGUCUAACAACACUGUGUUUGAAGUCUCGCUCAGCACACUCAACCAGAUACUGAAAGAGCUGAUGCUGGAAAAACCAGAUAAGAUGAUGACGGUGGCUGAGGCAGCGGUGGCUGCUUUCAAUCAGCUGCAAAGUCAGACCUCACUGUGGGAAAGCCUUCUUGCCAUUCCCCAGCUCUCCUCCUCUGGUUCCGUUGACCAGGUGCUGGACACCGCAGGGGCCCUACUGACCAACAUACAGGGUGCUAUGCACGUCAUUCAGAGCAAUUUCCCUGAAGCCAGUGCCUCACUUUCCAUUGUGCAUCCACUCCUUGCUGGAGGCAUCAACAUGAUCCACUAUGCUCAAAACUGGCCUGGCAAAGAUGUGUCCAUUACCCUUGGCGAGGUUGUGACGUUGCCAAAUAACUCACUGAGUGAAAUGGUAACAGGUGUUCUACAAGAAAUGAAAAUCCCACUGCAUAAGGCUAUCGGCCUGACAUUGGACAGAGACAUGGUGUAUUUGUACUUGUGUAACAAGAGCAGUAACCCACUGUGGCUAAAAGCAGCAUGUGGUACAGGCACCGUGGACAUGCUUCUGGGCUGGAUCAGCCCUGAAAAGGUGGCAAAGCAGGCUCUCCUGGUAUGGAGUAAGCACGUUGCUCCGAGUGAUGUGUCCUUUGCCAAAGGGCUGCUGCAUAGUCUGAUGGGAGGUUCAUCCCCAGGAGGACAGGGAGGCUCUAACUUCACGAGGACCCGGCGUAGCGUGGAUACUCCACCACAAAACAUUGACGAGGAGCUCUUUUUGGGUGUCGGUCAAGUGGUGAUGGAGAUUAUAAAAAUGGUGCCAGAGCUGGAUAUGGUUGUCCAGAGUGUCCUCAGAACUGGCUUUCAGUCCAUGAAAUCAGCAACAGUGGCCCUUGAUACUGUAGAAGGAAUGAUGGCCAAUGUCCUUAAAGAUGCAGAUAAACUUCAAAUGACUUAUCUAACAUUGCUGACAAACCAGUCUGGGGCAAGCGUUUGGAUUAGUCAUGUCCUGGACAGCGUGAUGGAAGUUAUUAAAAAGAUUCUGUCAACUGAGUCUUUAACAUGUGAGGGUCUCUUGGGUCCCUUUGAGUGGCUCUUAAACACAGAGAGCAUAAAGAUCGAGGUGUGGAGAUCAGUGGUUUGUCAGAACAGCUCCGCUCUACAGCAAGCGAUACUAAUGGACUGGCUGCCGUUGGUUCAGAAGGCACAAGAAGUGUACACUGCUCUCACAGACCGAGAAGACUACAACGUGACACUCCCCAUGAUUCUCUCUGAGUGGCACAAACUGUACAAUAACAGUAUGCAGGUUGCCGGGCUUUCAUACAGCCUGGCAAAAGAGCUAGGUGGAGAAAAUUGGAUGAACUGGAUGCCAGACAACAGCAGUCAAGAUGUUACUGAAACUCUUCAACAAAGUGUUUCCUUGUUCAUGGUGAAUUUUGGAGAAAAGAUUGAGAAGAGUCAGCUGUGGCCAGAGGUAAAGGACUAUUUCCACAUGGUUUUCUGGAUUUUAAACUACAGCCCUAAUGUCACGACUCAGCCAGCAAACUGUUCUAUUAACAUCAACGACUCAGCCAUUCAUUGUGAUACUGGUUUGAAAUGGCCACAGUUUGUUCAAGUGAUGACUCAGGCUCUGAUGUCACCCAACCAAGAAUUCCUGGUGAAUUGUCUCAAAGGAUCUGUGCAUCUGUUGCAGCAUGUGUUAGGUGACACUUAUAAAGAAAUGGCAGCAUCAUUUUUGAAACAAGAAAUGAAAGGUGGAGAUGCGCUCUCUGCCUACCUGAUAAACCUGUUACAGUACCUGGAUGGCUUUGUCAAAACAAUCUCCAUGCUUCCUGACCAAAACAUUGCUAAUCCUGAUGUAAUGAUUCCCCUCAUUGGUAACCUGUUAGAGUCGGCAGGUCUGAAACCACUGCUGCCCCUGCUCCUCGGCAAUGGCCCCCUUAAUGCCUCCGCAGUGCUCGAUGUUGCCUUACAGAUUGGCAGGCUCAACCAAGGCAUUUCUACCUUCAAUGAGAAAGACCCAACGAUGCUUGAACUGGAAAAGUUGAUUAUGCAGUUUCUCUCCUUAGAGGGUAACCUCACCAUGUCUCUCUCCCACAUCAUGGGACAGACUAUGCUUAACUAUUCAGUCUACCUCCGCCCUGACGAUGUGGCCCGUCUCAGAGAAGCCAUUCAGCCUUUCACCAAUCAGACCUCAACAGGAGUUAUAGAAGCCAUCCUCAGUGCCAUGGAGCUACUAAAGACAGUGAUGGAUUCUCCAAAUGGUGAUCCAACUAAAAUCAUUCUUGGGUACAUACACCAGCUUCAGGAGUUUGUGAUGUCUCUGUAUAGACUGCAGAGAAUCCAAUAUUUUCCGUUACCAAGUGGGCAGCUUAGCGCAGCACAAAUUACUGACCUCCACCUGCUUUCCAAGGACUUUCUCAACCUUCUCACCCCAGAGAGCCUUCAGAACCUGUCUCAGGCUGGACCAGAUGCUGCCCAGAACAUUGUUGCACAGAAGCUUGUAGCAUUCCUACCACCUGAGGUCCAACAGGAAACUGCUCGCUUUCUCCAGGAUUUCAAAGCUUUUCAGUAUGAGAUGACAAAAUGUACAGCAGGCCAAAACUGUUUGGCUGGAGUCUCAGAAAUCUUCACACUUCUGGAACAGAUAUUAGACAUGACACUCUCAGCCAAUGGUAAUGUCAGCAUCAGCAUAUCUUCAACCAGCUCAGUUUUGAAGGGACAGGAGUCUGAGGAAAUUGUAUCCAUGUUCUUCCCACUCCUUCUGUCCUCUACUGAUGCUGCAAAUGUGAAAACAUUUAACCAGACUCUUCAUUUCAUCAGAUUGAUUUUGGCUACACCAAAUGUUACUGUGUCUGAUGUCCAGAAUGCUCUGCAACAGUCAAACCUAACCCUUGGGGAGCUGAACAACAUUAUUGCACUAGCUGGAGUUGCCAACAUAAACGACAUGAUUGUAAAUAUCAUGGAGAUUAUCAGUUAUCGCCAGUGUUUCGAACCACAGCAUAACCAGAUGGUGACAGCCCAGUGUGUUGUUGGACUGAUAAAUGGUGUCAGCAGAUUUCUGACACACCUACCUGCUCUCCGUAAUGAAACAGCCAUCCUCUCUCUCAUCCCGUUAAUCAUCAAUAACACAUUCAGUGAAGUCAGCCAAGUUAACUUCAGCUCCGAUGCUAGGAUGGCUGUCUCACACACCCUGAAAAGCAUCCUGGCCAACAUCAAGACAAACCUCCAGCUGAACCACCUUUACACUCCAGAGAUCAUGAAUGAAAUCAGAGUGGUAGAGGGUUUGAUACAACUGGUCGCCAACACAGAGCCAUUUAACAAUUUGAACACCUCCUUGCUGAUGAACCCCAUGUAUGCUCAGAGAGUAUAUCUGGAGAUUAUGGAAUGGUACUUGAAAAGGCUGGAAAAUAUCACAAGCACAAGCGCAGUCUCAGAGCUCCUUCAUCCCUUUUACUACCUCACACAAAUGCAAGUUGCAUUACAGCUGGCACAGGUGAAUUUCUCUGUGUUUGUCAGUGAGCAGGUCGGGACCCUGAUAAACAACCUCCAGUACCCAAUAGAUGGUGCAGGUGUAAGCAAAAUUGGCCAAACAACAGUUGAGAUUAUCCGGCAUCUAUUUGAAUUCAUGAAGGUCAACCUAGAAGCUCAGAAUAACAUCCCAGGUUCAGAGCCGUUGUUCAAUACAACCAUUCUGCAGGUCACUGAGGUCCAAAUUAAGCUAUACCUUGAUCUUAUACAGAAUUGGAUAAAACAACCCAAUGUCCCGUCAGUCCUCAGUAGUAUGUUUAAAUGGGGAGACCCCUCCAUAAAUGUCUCCACCCCUGUGACAAACCUCCAGCAGCUGCUUGAGACAACAGUUCAUUUUCUCAGUAAUGAUCAACAGGCCUAUAUCUCAAUCAUUACCAAUAUCACCAUGUCUUUGAGCAAAGCCCUAAUGGUGGCAGAGCAACCAGGUGGCCUAGAGAGUGACCACUUCUUAGCCAUUAUUUUGGAAGCAGUCCAAAGUGCUAUGCAGAUCCCGACUGCAGCCAUGGGCCCCCUACCACUCUAUGUACAGCAGAACAUCCUGGAAAUUAUGCAGGACUCUCUUAAGCUCAUUGUCCAACCAGACACAAGUUUUCCCUCAUCACUUAACAUCUCCCUCCUCAUCCUCAAGAGGUCUGAGAGUGUCAUCCAACAGAUGUUACCAGACACGUUCGCUGCAUACCUGCUUUCCGGACUCAAGGUAGCAACAACAUAUUUUGAGAGCAUCUCCGCAGCUGGUGGACCAGACAGCUGGAAUCAGUUGAUUGUGGAUGAGAUGAAAACAAUUCAGAGCCUCCUGCCAUCAAACAGCACAGCCCAGUCCUACGUCUCCAUCCUCAUUAACAUCACUCACUUCAUCUUGGAGUCUGGCCAAGGAAACAUGAGUCUCUGGGCAGGUUUUCAGAGUGCAUCAGUAGAGAAUUUGCAGAUAAUCUUUGGCCAGAUGGGCAAACUCUUAGACAUGCUUUGGCCACUUGUAAUGGAAGACCCAGACUCACAAAUAACUGCUCCAUCUCUGGAGGCCUUUGCUAAUCUUGCUCCUGUCCUGGAGCAGGUGAUGACUGGGAAGGCAGACCAAGACACAUGGGACAUGCUUGAAAAGACAUUAGAGGCCCUACUGUCAGUCCUCAAAGGAACAGAGCUGUUGGAAAGUGACCCAUCUGUUGUCACACUGUUUGAGAAAAUCAUAGGAAGUAUAGUGAGCAACAUACAAGCACAGAAUGGGAUGAUUCUAAGCCUUCAGAUGCCUGUGGUGACCCUGAUGAGAGAAAUUGCACUGUCUGUGAACACCAGUCAUUUUAACCUGUCUGAGUUCUUGGAAGGAAUGCAGCUUGCCAUUGAACGCACAGUGCAAGCAGCUGAGCAGGCUAACGGCACAUUGGAGUGCAGUAAAGUUCUCAAGGAAUGGGAGCCGGUAAGGGAGGCAGCGGGGUUAAGCUAUGCUACCAUGGCCAUGUGGUGCAACAUCAGCUUGCGGCCUGUUUUAGAGGCCUUUGCUGCUGCCCAGACCGUCUACGCUCACAUGAACAUAAGUCACAUUGGUGUGGGACCAAUGCCUGUGAGCACCACAGCUGCCAGGAUUGUCAUGGCUGUAGAAUCUCUCUACCAAGUCAACAUUAACAGCACCCUUGUGAUCGAGCAGCUCAGCAGCUCUUACUUCAGCCAGCUCUCUCAGCUUGCAGGCCAGCCUCUGAGCCCUGAGGCACAGCUUUACUGGUAUAAGCAGCUCCAAGACGUGCAGUGGCAAAACAGUUUGUCUUCCUUCAAAAAUCUCUCAGAUGAGCUGGUAAGCGUGGCCCCAUUCAUCCAGCCUUACAUUGAAGCAAUACAGGAAACACUGAGCCACAUCCUCAAAAAUUACCAUCUCAUUCAAGUCAACAACUCGUCCCGGGACCUCUUUGGAGAAGCAGCAAUGAUCUUCUUAUCCUCGGCAAACAUCAAGUCAAACAACAUCUACCCCACUAUGGAGGGAUUUUUUUCUAGACUCAAUGAAACAUCUCUUACCGACAUGAUGAGGGAAGCUGUCAAAGUGGUGAUUAACAUGAAUUUAUUUGAGAGUGAGCCUAUGCUUUCCCAAGCCUUGGAGCAAUUUCUGGCAUCCAACGACUCAAGCAUGAUUGUGCAGAAGGUGGCCAAGAUGUCUGCAUGGAUGGCCUCCACUCAAGCGUCCGGACUGGAUCUAAUGACUCAGGCUCUGCCCCAAAUCUACGACAUCCUCAGGCCUCUGUUGUCUGUUCUGACCCAGAUGAGCAUGGACAUGCCAGCAAACAUGGAGCUUUUUAAAGACCUCACUGGAAACAUAAUUGCAAUCCUGAAACAAUUUGUAAUCACCAGUGGUCUUCUUCCUCCUAUGGACUACCAUCCGAGUGUGUUUCAGCCGGAAAUGGCAGGCGGUAACCAUACGACAAGGAUCAGAAACAGACGCGAGGCCAUGUUCAUGCCAGCAAGGGACCCCAUGGAUGACUUCAUAGACAUGUUCUACAUUGACUACCCUAGCAUGUAUAAAGCCAUCUCUGUUCCUGCUACCACAACACAAAUAAUGGAGACAGUCAAUGUGUUCUUUGCCAAUCCUGAUUUGAGGGUUGUGGUGAAGGGAGCUACAAGCGACAUGCCGUGGGGCUUAAAUACAUCUCGGGAAGAGACCAUUGAUGCUGCCCUUGGGGCACUCUCCUUCUUCACUCUCCCUGGCACGUUUCAGAUGGAAUCUAUGGAUCUCCUGACGAAUGCUGUCGGCAUGCUUCCCGAUGGCUUUCCAUUCUCCUCUCUGCUUAAAAAUAUCACCAGAGCACUUGCCGGUGAAUCUGAAGAGAACCUGAUGCUCAUGCAAGAGAUCAUCCAAACAGCUGCUGAGCUCCUCCAGAUCAACCUGACGGACCCUCAAUUCACAGAGCAUUUUGGCCACCUGGGAUUCAAGGUGUGCACCUUGGAGAAAACAGAGUCUGUGCGUCUGCUGAUGUCGGUCCUCUCCGUUGAGCCUGGUCAGCUGUGUAACACUAUUCUACCCAGCCUGCAGAUGUUAGUUGAGACUCUGAUGAUGAACGGGACUUCUCUGCCCGAUGCCAUAUUCCAGACUGUCAUCGGAGAGCCUAAAACCUUCGAUGUCCACUCAGACUGGUCCUCUGUGCUGAGUCAAAGUUUAGGCUUUAACAUCAGCAUGCUGAGCUCUUUCAACAUCAACAUCACCUCCCCAGGAGUGGUGACGGUCGGUGAGAUGCUGAGGAAUAAGACAGCCUUCCUUGUGGAUGUUCAGCAACACAGUCAUUUUGAUCCAGCGACUCUCCUCCUCUUGAUGAACACCACGCUGCCAAACAGCAACUUAGAGAUCCUCUCCUGGUUCGUCAGCCUGCGUCAUUGCAGCUCCAAAGCAGCCAUGACAAUCAAAGAGACAGAUGACGUCAUCUUCAACACUUUCUGCUCCUUGUCUGCUGAAGAGUGGUACAGCUUCUCACUUCUGAUGGCUCGCCAUCUCAACAUGGAGAAAGUCAUUUACAGAAUGGUGUUGCCUGAAGAAAUUCAGAGCCUGGUGGGAGUUUUGCUCAACAUGGCUGAGGCUAUAACCAACACGAUGACCAAGAUUCUUCCUGCUGUUAGUCAACUUCAAACCUACAUGCUCUCCAUCCAAGAUCGCAACCUGGUGGCCAACAACGAGUUCAACGAAAUGGUGAGAGGACAGAGAGCCAGCAUCUCUACCAAAGCUACAUUUGUCACCCUCUCUCGAGCAUUGUGCAGUAAAGGUAUGCUGGCUCUGCUUGGAAUCUCCAAACUCCCCGUCAUGCCAGAGUCAAAUGCCUCCUUUUCCAACAACCGCCAGAGGGAGGAGAUGAUUGAGAGGUUCAAGAUUCCACAAAAUGCCAGUCCCUUCUGUAUGGACAUGUACCUGGACAUGGUCAAUACCACAGGAGGAGCCAUCGCUUGGGCCUUCCUCAAACCCAUGCUGAUGGGACACAUUCUGUAUACCCCUGACACACCUGUCACCAGGGCUAUAAUGGAGAAGGCCAAUGCCACCCUGCAGGAGUUUGCAAAUCUGAGAAAGUACUCCAAGGAAUGGAUCACGUCCUCCAACUACGUUGUAAAGUCGGCCCAAAUACUCAGCAACACGUUACCAAUGCUGCAGAAUUCCCUCAGCAAUUCCUUUGUUGUGAGUUUCAUUGAGAUGCAGACAGACAUCAAUGUCGGCACACUGAAGGAGACGCUCAGCAACUUCUCUAACAUGACCGUCAUGCUGGCAAACAACAAACACGUACUGGAUCAGAUCACCAUCUUGUCCACACUGAUGGUAAACCUCUCCUCCUGUAUCAAGUUUGACCGUUACCGUGGCUACAACUCUGCUGAUGAGCUCAAUACUGCAGCUCAGGACCUUGCCAAAAACCGUGAUCUGUACGCAAGUGUCAUCUUCAAGCUUCCCAAAGACAAGGACUCAUCCAAGAAUCGUCAGGCCAGGUCUUCCCCCUCUACAUUCUCGCUACCUCCCAAAGUCAGCUACACUAUCCGCAUGCACAUGGACAACGUCAUGCGAACAGACAAAGUUCGGGACGCCUAUUUCAUGAAAGACAACUACAUCUCGGGUGGUCGGAGAAUGCGCUACAACCGGGGCUUUAUCUACCUGCAGGAAAACAUUGAUCGCGCUAUCAUUGAGACCCAGACUGGACAGAGAAUCAUGGAGCCAGCCGUCCAGCUGCAGCCAUUCCCCUAUCCUUGCCACCCCCGGGAUGAGUACCUGGAGGCCAUCUCUUUUGUCUUCCCAAUCAUGAUGAUGAUAGCCUGGGUGCUGUUUGUUGCUGAUUUUGUAAAGAAACUGGUGCAUGAGAGGGAGCUAAGGUUGCACGAGUACAUGAAAAUGAUGGGAGUCAACCCACUCAGCCACUUCUUUGCCUGGUUCCUGGAAUGCGCCGCAUACUUGGUGGUGACCAUCUUCAUCCUCACGCUGGUGCUGAAGUACGGUGGCAUUCUGCCCAACAGUGACGGCUUCAUCCUUUUCUUGUACCUCUGCAACUAUGGUUUAAGCAUCCUGUCCUUCAGUUACCUGGUCAGCUCCUUCUUUGACAAGACCUACAUUGCCGGCCUGAGUGGCAGCCUCCUUUACAUCCUCUGCUUCUUCCCCUUCAUUGUGGUUGUGGCCCUGGAGACGAAUCUCACCUUUUCCCAGAAGAGCGCCCUGAGUUUGUUUUCCCCGACCUGUUUCAGCUAUGCCAGUCAAUACAUCUCUCGGUACGAGUCCCAAGGAGAAGGCAUUCAUUGGAGCAACUCAUACAUCUCGCCCAUUGCUGGAGACAUGGCUUCGUUCGGGUGGCUGUGCUGGCUAAUGCUCAUUGACUCGAUCCUCUACUUCCUCAUCGGGGGUUACAUCCGCAUGGUCUUCCCAGGAAACUACGGCAUUUCUGCCCCUUGGUACUUCCUUUUCAAAGCCUCCUUCUGGGCUGACCUGUGCUGUUGUGUGAAGUCGAACAUUAAGAUGGGCAGAGGACUCCUCUUCACCAACAUCAUGCAGAAAAACCAGCCUGUCUUCACAGAUGACAAGGGAAAAGGUCAGAGCACUCUUUCCUCUCAAGCCGGGGAGGAUUUCUCAAAUCUACCAGUGGGCGUUGCCCUCCAUGGUCUCAGCAAGAUCUAUGGCGACCAAGUAGCUAUUCAAAACCUUAACCUUUCCUUCUACGAGGGCCAAAUCACCUCACUGCUUGGUCACAAUGGAGCCGGCAAGACCACCACCAUGUCUCUCCUGACUGGCCUUUUCUCCCCAUCUUCGGGCACCAUCGAGGUGUACGGCAGAGACAUGCAAACCAACAUCGAGGAUGUUCGGAGAGAGCUAGGAGUGUGCAUGCAAUAUGAUGUCCUCUUUGACCACAUGACCACCAAGGAGCACCUACUGCUAUACGGACAGAUCAAAGCCCCACACUGGUCAUACAGGGAACUACUUGAACAAGUCCGCACGAUUCUAGAGGAGACAGGCAUGUACUCUCACAGACACAAGCGGGUGGGAAACCUGUCAGGAGGCAUGAAGCGCAAGCUGUCAAUCUCCAUUGCCUUCAUAGGGGGCUCUCGCUUGGUGGUUCUGGAUGAACCCACCACAGGAGUCGAUCCCUGCUCUAGGCGCAACAUCUGGGACAUUGUUACCCAGCACAAGAAACAGCGCACCAUCAUCAUGUCCACCCACCACCUGGAUGAGGCCGAAGUACUGAGCGACCGUAUCGCCUUCCUGGAGAGAGGAGGAUUAAAAUGCUGUGGAUCCCCCUUCCACCUGAAAGACAAGCUGGGUCAGGGCUACAAACUCACUCUCACCAAGAAGAUGCAGAACCUAGAAUCUGAGAAGAUAGACAAUGCUGAACUGAAGGCCUUCAUCCAAGCUCAUGUACCGGAAGCACGACUAAAGGAUGCCCAGGGAGGUGACCUGGUCUACUCACUGCCCCCCUUUACCUCAUCCAACACCUCCUCAUACCGCUCCCUCCUGACCGCGUUGGACGCCAACCUGGACGCCCUGCAGUUGGGGGGCUAUGGCAUCUCUGACACCACCCUAGAGGAGGUGUUCCUCCAUCUGACUGACAGAGAAGCUGGGGCGGAGGAUGGCCUCCUGUCUAUCUCAGAGACAGUUUCCGACACUGAUUCCAUUGACAGCUUCCCUUCAGACCCCAAUGGAAGCAUCUCAAGUUUUGAUGACAAGAUCAAGCUUACCGGUUCAUCCGUGGUGAGCGGCAUGGCCCUGGCCUGGCAGCAGAUGGCCGCCAUACUGAUCAAGAGGUUCCACCACAGCCGCAGAGACUGGAAGGGCCUGAUCGCCCAGAUCCUACUUCCUGUUCUGUUCAUGGUGUUUGCUAUGGGCCUGGGUUCCAUCAGGAGCGACCUGAGGCACUAUCCUGAGCUGGAGCUCAGUCCUGCACUUUACAACUUGGGACCAAGCUAUUCUUUCUUCAGUAACCAAAAUCCCAACUCCGCCCAGCUGAUGGACACCAUGUUGUCAUUCCCUGGGAUUGAUAACGCCUGCCUCGACAAGUCCGAUAACGCGGUUUGCACAACAAGCACAAACAACUGGAGUUCCAGUGGGAACAGCUCCAAAGCAUAUAGUGUCUGUAAAUGCACCAGUAAGGAACAGAUCUGUGAUGUAGACACCUAUCAGCCGCCCCAUAAGACGAUCCCUUCAUCUCAAAUUGUGUAUAACCUGAGUGGCAUCAAUGUGGAAAACUACCUGGUGGCCACAGCAAAUGACUUUAUCAGGAACAGGUAUGGAGGCUUUGAUUUUGGCAUGCCACUCCCUUCUGACUUUGAAAUGGGCCUCACAGCGGUUCCCAAAAACCGUACUCUGUCUAAGGUCUGGUACAACCCAGAAGGCCAACACACAAUGCCAGCAUACUUAAACAGCCUCAACAACCUUAUCCUACGUUCCAAUCUUGCAGCAGACAAGGAUCCACGUAAAUAUGCCAUUUCAGUUUCCAGUCACCCCUAUUUUGGUCGGCCGGAUGAUGAAGAUGCAGUUGUCCAGGGAAUUCUUCAUAUUCUCGUGGCCAUGUGUGUGCUGACGGGUUAUUCAAUCACAACAGCCAGCUUUGCCAUCUAUGAAGUCAGCGAACACCACAGCGGCUCCAAGAGGCUCCAGCACAUAUCUGGCAUCAGCGAGCCUUUCUACUGGGCUGUGAACUUCUUCUAUGACAUGGUCAUGUAUUUAAUUCCUGUGACCUUGACUGUUGGUGUGAUCGCAGCCUUCCAGAUUCCAGCAUUCACAGAUCGGCAAAAUUUGGGUGCUGUCGCCCUGCUUCUGGUACUCUUUGGAUUUGCUACCUUCCCCUGGAUGUAUCUGUUAUCAGGCGUCUUCAAAAAUGCGGAGAUGGCCUUCAUCGCCUACGUGUGCAUCAACCUCUUCAUCAGUAUCAACACCAUCAUGUCCACCUCCAUCCUACACUUUCUGGGUGAAAUUUCAAUGCGCAAAUCAGAGAUUGUCAAGGAGAUGUUCAGCAGGCUGAGCAACGCCUUCCUCAUCUUCCCCCAGUUCAAUUUUGGGAAUGGGCUGAUGAAGCUGGCCAGGAUGAACGUAGAGGUUCAGCUGCUCAGUGGCUAUGGCAUUGACGCCUAUCAGAACCCAUUCAACACAGAUGCCCUGGGCUGGAUGUUCAUCUCCUCCUUUAUCCUAGGCCUGGUCUUUUUCACCCUGCGCCUCCUGCUCAACAGGUUUCUCAUACGCAAAGUCAGAAAUCUGAUUUGUGGCAGAAAAACGAUGCCACUGGUGGCUUGUGAGGAACAGGAUGUGGAUGUGGCGACUGAGCAACAACGGGUGGCCAGUGGAGAAGCCAGCACAGACAUACUGCAGGUCAACCAGCUGACCAAGGUCUAUCAGCACCUCAAGAAGAAGGUCACUGCUGUCAAGAGUCUCUCUUUGGGCAUCCCUGCAGGAGAGUGCUUUGGUCUCCUGGGAGUGAACGGAGCAGGAAAAACCACCACCUUCAAGAUGCUGACCGGAGAUGUGAGCCCAACUGAUGGCACAGCACAGAUCAGGGACUGGGAUGGGUGCUUGGUCGACAUCAUGGAGUGCCGUAACAAGGGAAUUAACAUCGGCUACUGUCCCCAGGUGGAUGCGCUGGACAAUCUUCUCACCGGAAAAGAGCACUUGUACUUCUACGCUCGCAUUCGAGGCAUCUCAAAAAAGGAGAUAGACGGGGUGGUGACCUAUCUACUGAAGAGGCUGCAGCUGAGCUACCAUAAGGACAUCAUUACUGAUGGUUACAGUUGCGGCACCCGCAGGAAGCUCUCCACUGCGCUGGCUCUAGUUGGGCAUCCGCAAAUCCUGCUCCUGGAUGAGCCAAGCUCUGGCAUGGACCCUCGCACCAAGCGUCACCUGUGGAAAAUCAUCUCUGAUGAAGUGAAAGGAAAAUGUGCUGUGGUCCUCACCUCUCACAGCAUGGAGGAGUGUGAGGCACUGUGCAGCCGUCUUGCAAUCAUGGUGAAAGGUCAAUUCCGUUGCCUGGGCUCCCUACAGCACAUUAAGAACAGGUUCGGCAGCGGGUUCACUGUGAAGAUGUACUUGGCCGAGGCCUCCUGUGACGCAGAGGCAAUCACUGGCUUCAUGCGGCGCCAAUUCCCCACCACUUAUCUCAAGGACCAGCACUCCUCUAUGGUGGAGUACCAUGUACCGACUGCUCCUGGGGGUGUGGCUGACAUCUUUGACCAGCUGGAGUCCAACAAGAAUGCUCUGCAGAUCAAACACUUCUCUGUGAGCCAGACCACACUGGAUGAGGUCUUCAUCAACUUUGCCAUGGAUAAGAUUGGGAUGGAAUCCAUAUCACUUGACAGCGAAGAUGAAUGUGAUGACCUGGACUCCAUUAAGGCCGCAGAAACAUAGAGCGGACUGCCAUCUUUCCUUUACCAUUCUGUCUGUGUCCUUUAUAAAAUGAAGUACAUUAUAUGUUAAUUGUAGGCCUAAGUCUGCCCUUACUAUAUAUGUGAAAAAUAAGAGUUUAAGCCAUUAAUGUUAUCAAAAUACUGAUUUUGUUUUUAAAAUAUCUUGACUAAUCACAUUAAGGACUACUAUUAAUUAAAAGUAGAAGGGGAUGUGCACAAAUACUUGCACAUGGAACAUGUUGAUAUAUAUUGAAGUGUCUUAUUUAACACGUUUACCUUUAAUUCUCUGGAUCUUAAUAUUUAUGAACGAUAACAUGAUUCAUAUAGACUUUAACUUGUUCUCUGUGGGUGGGUCAAUGCUUACCAGAUUAUUAUAGCCAAGGGAAUGACAAAAAAACAAACACUGUAUUUUCUAUUUAGAAUAAGUUUCAUUUUGUUUAAACAUUGCAAAACAUGAUUUUACAUAAUCUUAAAGCACACACAUUAAACCAAAUGUUAUUUUUUAAUUUAAAAAAAGUCUGAAUUCUGACUUUUUAAGUAUAAAAAGAAAAGAAAGUCUGCAUUCUGAGAUUAAAGUCAUAAUCUUGAUUUUUUCUUCAGAAUUCUGACUUUAAUCUCAGAAUUCUUUAAACUCAGAACUCAUUUUUUUUUCAUAAAUGGCCCUAAUCCCCCUUCGUAUAUAUUUGUAUUAUUCUAAUAAAUCUAUUUUCAACACAACUGCUGUUUACUUGCCUAUUGUAGGCCUACAUGGUUUUCUUGUUCUAUGCUUUAAGCACCAGAUCACAUUCAAGAUUUGGAUUUUGCUUCUAUGUGAUAGUUGUAGACCUAAACCACUAACAUUCCAGCUCAUUUCUCAUGACUAUAUGACAAGUAUAAGCUUCUGUUUGGCAGUAAUUUGGGUUCUGUGUUCAGAAAUAAAGUAACUUUCGACUACG